Gongylonema pulchrum is the source of this 1077-nucleotide messenger RNA. NCBI's taxonomy places the organism in Eukaryota, Metazoa, Nematoda, Chromadorea, Rhabditida, Gongylonematidae. The record is from the annotation of a GenBank genome assembly.
UUGCAGAAAGAGCAACAGCGGCAGCAGCAGCAGCAGUGUGAUUGGAGUUCUUCGGAAGCAAUCCAAAAUGAUCCAGCGAUUGAGCAAGAUGAGCAAGAUUGUGCUGCUGGUAGCAGUGGCAUUGAUGCGCUAGCAGUGCUGGCUGAUGCAGCACUGGCUGCAAACUCCGAACAAUUCUCUCUACCGCAUAGUAUGUCACGCGAAAUCCCAGCACUACCGUUCGAUGAGCGUCUCUCAACAGGGGCAUGCCCAGUGCCACCACCCAAAGCUCUCUGCCAUCUUUGUGGCUCAAGAAAUACAAAUUCAACGUUAAUACAGUGCGAUUUUUGUGCUCUUUGUUAUCACCUUGAUUGCUUAACACCACCGCUUUCUUCAACACCAAAGGACAAGUGGAUGUGCCCCGCUCAUGUUGAACAUAUCCUAGAUCAAAAAUUUGCCAAAACUCUUUCUUUGCAACAACGGCUACGAUUUUGGAAUAAAUACGCAAGACAACCGGUUGACGAGUAUGCUGUCAAAUUAUCAUUCCUCAAAAAAGCUUCUGAAGAGCGAAAGGACUCAAAAAUUGAGGAGAAUCAAAAGUUCGCUGUUCCUGAGUGCAUCAAAGAGCUUUACCAGAAACGAUGGAAUCACUGGAAGAAAAAUGAACUACCGGCUGAAGAGGAGCAAGACGCGUGGUUCUCGAAUAUACUGCGGUUGCAAAAAAUGCAAGCUCAACUGGAUUUAUGCCAGCAAAGUUGUCCAAAAUCGACCAGCAAACGGGAUAAUGUUGAUCCAAAAGAAACAGAAGCUUCUGGGGAUCCUGAGUCAGAGCUGGCAAAAACUAAGGAUUCAGCGACCAGUCUGGGAUUCGACGUGACUGAACAAGAUGAUAUUUAUGCACAAUGCGCUGGAUUGGCCAAUUUUAUCGAGUUACCUUUUUUGAAACAAAUUCGUCGUGAAUGUCUUUCGUUGAUGGAGAAUGCUGAAAAUCGUGAAACUCGCAUCAUUGGCUUGCUGGCAUAUCAGAGGCUUGAACAGUUGUUAUGUGCUGCAGGAUAUAAACAAAAUAUGAAUCGUUUAAAAUUUGAGCAAAGUUAG